GUGGACAGUUAGAAGUGAAAGAGCUUCAGCUGCUCAGAGCAGCGGCUCAGGUUCCUCCUCUAAUUAUCCAAUCAGCAGGCGGCUCCAGGUGUUCAGCAGCUUUAUCAUCCUCAGGUGAGGCGGCAGUCUGCAGCAGCUUCCAGCCGCUCUUCGGUGCUUCCCGGCGGGCAGAGAGCAGCGCAGUGGACCGGAGCAUGUCGGCGGCUCCCGGGCUGACGAUGGCCUGGGUUUGGCCCGCUUUGGUGCUUCUAGCCCGGCUCACCACGGCAGAGGAACCGCGUCGGGACGCAUACGGAGCUUUGGCCGGCUCCGAGGCGCUGAUCUCGGACUCUGAGCCGCCGAUGGAGACCCGCAGCGGGGGAGGCUUCCUGCCGGUGCUGGUGUGGAAGUUUGUGAAAGAUGCUGCAGAUGCAUCAGAUUUGGGCCGACCGCAGUUUCUCUGCAGCGACACGUCACUCUCUGUUCGCUUGUCGCUCAUCCGACACUCUGACCUGCAUCUGCAAGAUGGGAAGAGGUUGGCGUGGCUGCAGCAGGGAUGUGAUGGUUCUAUUGGGACCGUGGGGCCGUGGCUGCUGCUGAAGCUGCCUUACACCAGCUGCCAUGUGACAUCACAGGUUUCAAAUGGAACGUGGUUCCACCAGUUGAAGCUGCGUUACUUCGACCACCUGCUGCGGGAGAACAUGACGGCUGUGGUCGCCUGUGAGGAUCCUGCAACGUGGACCCUGCCGGCGGUGAGCUGCAGGAGCACAGAAGUGGCUGUGAAACUGCCUCAGGGAAGCAGACUGCAGAAGGUGAAGGCUCUGGGGAAAGAUGUGGUGGUUGGGAGGGUGCAGACCACCACUACUCCAGAGCCAGUGUUGGUGCAGAUCUCUACACCGGCAGACAAGGACUCCAUGUUUGAAGUGAUCUAUUUGGACUCGGCUGGGGAGAUGUCCACGAUGCUGGUGGCUUGUUUCAGUGCAGCCAGAGGAGAUGGGCGGGAUCGUCGGCGCAGAGCUCUGCAACACCAGAACCAGUGGGACUGGGGGGUGAAUCCUCACAGUUCGUUCAGUGUAGAACCCACACAGGGGACUGAGGAGGCUGAAAUGAUGGGAACUGUGGAACCUCCAUGUGAGGACGAUGGCUUGGCAGCUGUAACAGUGGCAACUGCAAUUACACAAGUGGCAUAUGACUACACUAAAUAUCUUGACGUUUUGAAUAACCAGUUUUCUGAUCUAUCCGACAGCCAAUAUUUUGAUGCAUUAACUCAUGGAGAUGAGAGUGUAGUAGUACCCACCGACGAACCUUGUGAUGAUGAAACAGCCACCCUGUGUGAUCAAGCAGUCACUGCAUGUCAGACUACCAUGCCCACCACAAAAAGCUUUGUCUCCACAGUGACACCUUGUGAUGAGCUGACCACAACAUUGAUGUUGACGAAACCCACAAUGAAACUGUCGAGGCCCCCCACGAGGCCCCCCACGAGGCGCCAAAAGCCGCCGAGGCCCCCCACGAGGCGCCAAAAGCCGCCGAGGCCCCCCACGAGGCGCCAAAAGCCGCCGAGGCGCCCCACGAGGCGCCAAAAGCCGCCGAGGCGCCCCACGAGGCGCCCAAAGCCGCCGAGGCGCCCCACGAGGCGCCCAAAGCCGCCGAGGCGCCCCACGAGGCGCCAAAAGCCGCCGAGGCGCCCCACGAGGCGCCAAAAGCCGCCGAGGCGCCAAAAGCCGCCGAGGCGCCCCACGAGGCGCCAAAAGCCGCCGAGGCGCCCCACAAGGCACCCCACGAGGCGCCAAAAGCCGCCGAGGCGCCCCACGAGGCCCCCGACGAGGCCCCAAAAACCACCGAGGCGGCCAUUCAGGCCCGGCAGCAGGCGGCCAUUCAGGCCCGGCAGCAGGCGGCCAUUCAGGCCCGGCAGCAGGCGGCCAUUCAGGCCCGGCAGCAGGCGGCCAUUCAGGCCCGGCAGCAGGCCCGGCAGCAGGCGGCCAUUCAGGCCCGGCAGCAGGCCCGGCAGCAGGCGGCCAUUCAGGCCCGGCAGCAGGCGGCCAUUCAGGCCCGGCAGCAGGCCCGGCAGCAGGCGGCCAUUCAGGCCCGGCAGCAGGCCCGGCAGCAGGCGGCCAUUCAGGCCCGGCAGCAGGCGGCCAUUCAGGCCCGGCAGCAGGCCCGGCAGCAGGCGGCCAUUCAGGCCCGGCAGCAGGCGGCCAUUCAGGCCCGGCAGGAGGCGCCAAUUCAGGCGUGGCAGCAGGCCCGGCAGGAGGCGCCCAUUCAGGCGUGGCACCAGGCGGCCCAGGCCCACCAGGCCUCGGCCCCCCAAGCCCACACGGCACCCCCGGCCCACCACGCCCCCUGGCCCCCAGCCCACCAGGCCCACCACACCCCCUGGGCCCCGGCCCACCAGGUGGCCCCGGCCCACCAAGCGGCCCCGGCCCACCAAGCGGCCCCGGCCCACCAAGCGGCCCCGGCCCACCAAGCGGCCCCGGCCCACCAAGCGGCCCCGGCCCACCAAGCGGCCCCGGCCCACCAGGCAUCCCAGGCCCCGGCCCACCAAGCGCCCUAGGCCCACCAAGCGGCCGCGGCCCACCAGGAAUCCCAGGCCUCAGCCCACCAAGCGCCCUAGGCCCACCAAGCGCCGCAGGCCCACCAAGCGGCCCCGGCCCACCAAGCGGCCCUGGCCCACCAGGCAUCCCAGGCCCACCAAGCGCCCCCGGCCCACCAAGCGCCCCCGGCCCACAAAGCGCCCCCGGCCCACAAAGCAUCCCCGCCCCAGGCCCACCAAGCGCCCCCGGCCCACCAGGCAUCCAAGGCCCCGGCCCACCAAGCGCCCCAGGCCCACCAGGCGCCCCAGGCCCACCAAGAGGCCCAGGCCCCGGCCCACCAAGCGCCCCAGGCCCACCAAGCGGCCCCGGCCCACCAAGCACCCCAGGCCCACCAAGAGGCCCUGGCCCACAAGGCAUCCCAGGCCCUGGCCCACCAAGCGCCCCAGGCCCACCAAGAGGCCCAGGCCCCGUCCCACCAAGCGGCCCCGGCCCACCAAGCACCCCAAGCCCACCAAGCGGCCCCGGCCCACAAGGCAUCCCAGGCCCUGGCCCACCAAGCGCCCCAGGCCCACCAAGCGCCCCCGGCCCACAAAGCAUCCCAGCCCCCGGCCCACCAAGCGGCCCCGGCCCACCAGGCAUCCCAGGCCCCGGCCCACCAGGUGGCCCCGGCCCACCAAGCGGCCCCGGCCCACCAAGCGGCCCCGGCCCACCAGGCAUCCCAGGCCCCGGCCCACCAAGCGCCCUCGGCCCACCAAGCGGCCCCGGCCCACCAGGAAUCCCAGGCCUCGGCCCACCAAGCGCCCCCGGCCCACCAAGCGGCCCCGGCCCACCAGGCAUCCCAGGCCCCGGCCCACCAAGCGCCCUAGGCCCACCAAGCGGCCCCGGCCCACCAGGAAUCCCAGGCCUCGGCCCACCAAACGCCCCAGGCCCACCAAGCGUCCUCGGCCCACCAAGCGGCCCCGGCCCACCGAGCGCCCCAGGCCCACCAAGCGCCCCCGGCCCACCAGGCAUCCCCGGCCCACCAAGCGGCCCCGGCCCACCAGGCAUCCCAGGCCCCGGCCCACCAGGCAUCCCAGGCCCCGGCCCACCAAGCGCCCCAGGCCCACCAGGCGGCCCCGGCCCACCAGGCGCCCCAGGCCCACCAAGCGGCCCCGGCCCACCAGGCAUCCCAGGCCCCGGCCCCCCAGGCGCCCCAGGCCCACCAAGAGGCCCAGGCCCACCAAGCGGCCCCGGCCCACCAAGCACCCCAGGCCCACCAAGAGGCCCCGGCCCACAAGGCAUCCCAGGCCCUGGCCCACCAAGCGCCCCAGGCCCACCAAGCGACCCCGGCCCACCAGGCAUCCCAGGCCCCGGCCCACCAGGCGCCCCAGGCCCACCAAGAGGCCCAGGCCCCGUCCCACCAAGCACCCCAGGCCCACCAAGCGGCCCCGGCCCACAAGGCAUCCCAGGCCCUGGCCCACCAAGCGCCCCAGGCCCACCAAGCGCCCCCGGCCCACAAAGCAUCCCAGCCCCAGGCCCACCAAGCGGCCCCGGCCCACAAGGCAUCCCAGGCCCUGGCCCACCAAGCGCCCCAGGCCCACAAAGCAUCCCAGCCCCAGGCCCACCAAGCACCCCAGGCCCACCAAGCGGCCCCGGCCCACCAGGCAUCCCAGGCCCACCAGGCAUCCCAGGCCCCAGCCCACCAAGCGCCCCAGGCCCACCAAGCGGCCCCGGCCCACCGGGCAUCCCAGGCCCCGGCCCACCAAGCGCCCUAGGCCCACCAAGCGGCCCCGGCCCACCAGGAAUCCCAGGCCUCGGCCCACCAAGCGCCCCAGGCCCACCAAGCGGCCCCGGCCCACCAGGCAUCCCAGACCCCGGCCCACCAAGCGCCCCCGGCCCACCAAGCGGCCCCGGCCCACCAGGCAUCCCAGGCCCCGGCCCACCAAGCGCCCCAGGCCCACCAAGCAGCCCCGGCCCACCAGGCAUCCCAGGCCCACCAAGCGGCCCAGGCCCACCAAGCGGCCCCGGCCCACCAGGCAUCCCAGGCCCCGGCCCACCAAGCGCCCCAGGCCCACCAAGCGGCCCCGGCCUACCAAGCCCCCCAGGCCCACCAGGCAUCCCAGGCCUCAGCCCACCAAGCGCCCCAGGCCCACCAAGCGGCCCCGGCCCACCAGGCAUCCCAGGCCUCGGCCCACCAAGCGCCCCAGGCCCACCAAGCGGCCCCGGCCCACCAGGCAUCCCAGACCCCGGCCCACCAGGCACCCCAGGCCCACCAAGCGGCCCCGGCCCACCAGGCAUCCCAGGCCCCGGCCCACCAAGCGCCCCAGGCCCACCAAGCGGCUCUGGCCCACCAAGCGCCCCAGGCCCACCAAGCAUCCCAGGCCCACCAAGCGGCCCCGGCCCACCAGGCAUCCCAGGCCUCGGCCCACCAAGCGUCCUCGGCCCACCAAGCGUCCUCGGCCCACCAAGCGCCCCAGGCCCACCAAGCGGCCCCGGCCCACCAGGCAUCCCAGACCCUGGCCCACCAAGCAUCCCCGGCCCACCAGGCAUCCCAGGCCCACCAGGCAUCCCAGGCCCCAGCCCACCAAGCGCCCCAGGCCCACCAAGCGGCCCCGGCCCACCGGGCAUCCCAGGCCCCGGCCCACCAAGCGCCCUAGGCCCACCAAGCGGCCCCGGCCCACCAGGAAUCCCAGGCCUCGGCCCACCAAGCGCCCCAGGCCCACCAAGCGGCCCCGGCCCACCAGGCAUCCCAGACCCCGGCCCACCAAGCGCCCCCGGCCCACCAAGCGGCCCCGGCCCACCAGGCAUCCCAGGCCCCGGCCCACCAAGCGCCCCAGGCCCACCAAGCAGCCCCGGCCCACCAGGCAUCCCAGGCCCACCAAGCGCCCCAGGCCCACCAAGCGCCCCAGGCCCACCAAGCGGCCCAGGCCCACCAAGCGGCCCCGGCCCACCAGGCAUCCCAGGCCCCGGCCCACCAAGCGCCCCAGGCCCACCAAGCGGCCCCGGCCUACCAAGCCCCCCAGGCCCACCAGGCAUCCCAGGCCUCAGCCCACCAAGCGCCCCAGGCCCACCAAGCGGCCCCGGCCCACCAGGCAUCCCAGGCCUCGGCCCACCAAGCGCCCCAGGCCCACCAAGCGGCCCCGGCCCACCAGGCAUCCCAGACCCCGGCCCACCAGGCACCCCAGGCCCACCAAGCGGCCCCGGCCCACCAGGCAUCCCAGGCCCCGGCCCACCAAGCGCCCCAGGCCCACCAAGCGGCUCUGGCCCACCAAGCGCCCCAGGCCCACCAAGCAUCCCAGGCCCACCAAGCGGCCCCGGCCCACCAGGCAUCCCAGGCCUCGGCCCACCAAGCGUCCUCGGCCCACCAAGCGUCCUCGGCCCACCAAGCGCCCCAGGCCCACCAAGCGGCCCCGGCCCACCAGGCAUCCCAGACCCUGGCCCACCAAGCAUCCCCGGCCCACCAGGCAUCCCAGGCCCCGGCCCACCAAGCGCCCCAGGCCCACCAAGCGGCCCCGGCCUACCAAGCGCCCCAGGCCCACCAGGCAUCCCAGGCCUCAGCCCACCAAGCGCCCCAGGCCCACCAAGCGGCCCCGGCCCACCAGGCAUCCCAGGCCUCAGCCCACCAAGCGCCCUAGGCCCACCAAGCGGCCCCGGCCCACCAGGAAUCCCAGGCCUCGGCCCACCAAACGCCCCAGGCCCACCAAGCGUCCUCGGCCCACCAAGCGGCCCCGGCCCACCAGGCAUCCCAGACCCCGGCCCACCGAGCGCCCCAGGCCCACCAGGCAUCCCAGGCCCACCAAGCGGCCCCGGCCCACCAAGCGGCCCCGGCCCACCAGGCAUCCCAGGCCCACCAAGCGACCCAGGCCCACCAAGCGGCCCCGGCCCACCAGGCAUCCGAGGCCCCGGCCCACCAAGCGCUCCAGGCCCACCAAGCGGCCCCGCCCUACCAAGCGCCCCAGGCCCACCAGGCAUCCCAGGCCUCAGCCCACCAAGCGCCCCAGGCCCACCAAGCGGCCCCGGCCCACCAGGCAUCCCAGGCCUCAGCCCACCAAGCGGCCCUGGCCCACCAGGCAUCCCAGGCCCCGGCCCACCAAGCGGCCCUGAUUCCCAUGGAGAGAUGUUUCCUCAAUUCCUCCCAUCCAACAGUUCUAUCUCCUAUGUCUAAUUGAAAUAAAUUAUACUUUUGCAUCAAA
Messenger RNA from Amphiprion ocellaris (clown anemonefish), 6682 nucleotides. Its product is annotated as mucin-2-like. The record is from RefSeq and is a predicted model, not a curated record. NCBI's taxonomy places the organism in Eukaryota, Metazoa, Chordata, Actinopteri, Pomacentridae. Bases 195 to 6593 code for a protein of 2132 amino acids. The transcript has 6 exons.